Molecule: messenger RNA, 6947 nt
Organism: Perca flavescens (yellow perch)
Lineage: Eukaryota; Metazoa; Chordata; Actinopteri; Perciformes; Percidae
Gene: slc45a4b
Product: solute carrier family 45 member 4b
Exons: 13
Coding region: 991-3351 (786 amino acids)
Biological process (GO): transmembrane transport
Cellular component (GO): membrane
Molecular function (GO): sucrose:proton symporter activity
Source: RefSeq, a predicted model, not a curated record
UCCUGAACCAGAUGGGCACUCAGUUAGCCAGAUUGCUAACCCAAACCAUGAGUUUGCCUGUCACGUUAUCGAAAAUUGACAUAACGCGAAACUGAUUUCACUUUACCUUAGCGGAGUAAAACUUCAGGUUGCUGUGUCACUCAGUCUGUCGUUGCCACGCUUCCAUAUGCUUUAAACCCCGACUUGCCUGGAAGUGCGCACACACACACACACACACACACACACACACACACACACACACACACACACACACACACACACACACACACACACACACACACACACACACACACACACACACACAGAGAAAGACAUUUGUUUGCAGAGCCACACUCUAAUCUUACACAAUCCAAAUACUCCCUGCACACAACCAACCAACACACACUGACCAGCCACAGCUAACGCAUUCACAAACCUAUUCUAACCCUACUCACAGUUGACCACAAACACAGCUACUGGAGCCGACAACACACAUAUUGGCACCCCCUUUCUUUCUUUCACCUCUUCUGCUCCUCCCCUCUGCAUACCUCUGGAGCUACACAGAACUUAUCUGCUUUUCCUGAAUUUGGAACACCAUCGCUCCCAUAACCCUAUCUCUCCCAUUAAUCUCCUGAGCCGUGAAACUGCAACUGGUGACAUAUCAGCAUGAUGGCCAGAGGAUAAAAUGCAUGGAAUAUAUUUUUACCACAUCAGUUUUUUGGACACAUUAAUCUCAUUAUGAUGAUUCCUGCCUCCUCCCCAAUUAUUUGCAAUUAUUUUGCUUUGAACCUGGAAGGUGCUGCAGCAGAGUUUCUCUCUGAUUAACCUUUUGGAUAUCUUUGGCUUAUCCUAAACAGUGAGUGAUCAUUAUGAAAACCAUGGACAUUAUGUUCUAUUAGCAUAUAAUAACACAGUACAGUGUUGCUUACAUAUAGGAAAUAGUAGCAAUAAGUGUUAUACAUUGGUAUAUACCAACCAUUCAGAAAAAUAAAACCCCAUUACCAGACAGUAAUGGGAAGAGAAGCAGAGGAGAGAGAGGCUUCUGGCCAUUCCGAAAGGAGGAAACCCAAGGAAGAAGCAGAAGAGAGUGAGAAGGAGAUGGAGGAAGAGGGCAGAAGUAUGCAGAUCCCUAUGUUUCGCUGGGUAAUGCACGGGGCAGUGAUGUUUGGACGUGAGUUCUGCUACGCAAUGGAAACAGCCCUGGUGACGCCAGUGCUGCUGCAGAUAGGUCUUCCUGAGCAAUAUAACAGUUUAACCUGGUUCCUCAGUCCUAUCCUGGGUCUCCUCUUCACACCUGUGAUUGGCUCAGCCAGUGACCGAUGUACUCUGCGAUGGGGCCGGAGAAGACCAUUCAUUCUGGCCCUGUGUGUAGGUGUGUUGCUGGGGGUGGCGCUAUUCUUAAAUGGCUCAUUAAUAGGCCUUUCUGUUGGUGAUAGUCCUAGCAGCCAGCCAAUUGGCAUCGUCCUCACUAUAGUUGGUGUGGUGGUGCUGGAUUUCUGUGCCGAUGCCUCUGAGGGACCAAUCAGAGCUUACCUUCUUGAUGUUGCUGACACUGACGAGCAAGAUAUGGCCCUAAAUAUUCAUGCUUUCUCGGCUGGGCUUGGCGGAGCAGUGGGCUACAUGCUGGGUGGUCUAGACUGGACUGGCACAGCUCUGGGCCGAGCAUUUAAAUCACAGGAACAGGUCCUCUUCAUGUUUGCAGGCAUCAUCUUCAUUAUCUCUGUCACACUGCACAUGCUCAGUAUCCCUGAGCAACCUUUAGCUCCUUCCAAUCAGCUUAAAGUCACAGGAAGUGGGGAGUCUACCAGCCAGUUGUCUUUCAGGGCCGUUGGUCACACUCCAUCUUUACUUGAUGUGAUUGCAGAGGAGGAUGCUUCAGCGCGAGCUCCGUCCCGAGAGGGCAACAGAUCAGAUCCUGAGGAAGGAGAAAUGGACUUCCUUGCUGUGGAGCGAGUGCGGAGUAAAAGCGAUUCAGUCUUAGCCAUGCCAGAUGCCACAAUUGAGUUGGAUUCUGACCUCGACCCAGAUGCACAAUUUUUCCAGCCAGAGGUGCAUGAUUUUAAGCCAUCAGACCACAGUAUUGGGUCUUCGUCUACUUCCGGUGGACCACCCGCCCUUACUGAUGGGAUGGUGGUCUUAGAGCCUACAAAUCCAGCUUGGCCUGAGCUUAGGGGUCCAACAAACUUCCCUCCUUCUCUCCUUCAGAUCAGUUCUGGCUUGGAGGACUCACAUCUGAAAAUACAGGUCAAGGCUGUCAAUGGUGACAGUGCUGGCUUGUCCACUUCUGACCACUCUAAUGAAAUGAAAGGCCAUGCCUCCACUAGGCCAUGGAGCCGGCCCUCCAACACUUUAGCUUCAUCACGACCACACCCACACACCUUCUACAGACAGCCCUCCUUCACUUUCUCCUACUAUGGACGAGUGGGAUCACAGCGCUAUCGACUGAGAAGGACCGCACCAUCAAGCCCUCGGCCAAUUACCACCUCCCAAAGUUUGAAUGACCUGAGUAAACUCCAGCGGUGUGCGGACAGGCGGGAGUUGCAGCUGUCAGCUAGCAGUUUGUCAUCUGAGGGCUCCAGCAGUGAGGGAGGACCAGACAAGGGUACAACUGUUCGACUGCUCUGGUUAUCUAUGUUGAAGAUGCCUAGGCAGCUGUGGAGAUUGUGUGUGUGUCACCUCCUCACAUGGUUCUCCAUCAUAGCUGAAGCUGUGUUUUACACCGAUUUUAUGGGGCAAGUCAUCUACCACGGAGACCCCACGGCACCAGCCAAUUCCACAGAGCUACUAAACUAUCACAGAGGAGUACAGAUGGGCUGCUGGGGACUGGUGGUCUAUGCUGCUACUGCUGCUGUCUGCUCUGCAAUCCUUCAAAAGUACCUCGAUAAUUUUGAUCUGAGCAUUAAGAUUGUCUACAUUGUUGGAACUCUGGGAUUCUCAAUAGGAACUGCUGUUAUGGCAAUCUUCCCUAAUGUUUAUGUUGCCAUGGUGAUGAUCAGUAGCAUGGGCAUCAUCUCCUUGAGUAUCUCCUACUGUCCCUAUGCAUUACUCGGGCAGUACCAUGAAAUCAAAGAGUACAUUCACCACAGUCCAGCAAACACUAGAAGAGGUUUUGGUAUUGACUGCGCUAUCUUAUCCUGCCAGGUCUAUAUCAGCCAGAUUCUGGUUGCAUCGGCCCUCGGAGCAGUGGUAGACGCAGUUGGCAGUGUGCGUGUCAUUCCUGCAGUGGCCUCUGGGGGCGCCUUCCUUGGCUUCCUUACUGCCUGUUUCCUGGUUAUUUAUCCUGAUAUGGAGCCCACCAGCUUAGAGAAGGGCUUGGUGGGUUUACCUGGAGAUUCAGACCCAAAUGGAGGAAGGACCAGUGACCACAGAUGAAGAUAGUCUAAAGAGGACAGAUAAUGACUCUGUUGCCUAAGCAUUAAUUGUUUAGGCUUCUUCUCACUAAGCACAGGCCACAGCUUGUUUCUGAAGAAGGAAAGAGGAAAAACAUGGCAGAACAGUUGACUCCCAUCUACAGAUAUCUGGGUGGGAUGGAUUUGGAUGGAUAAUAUAUUUUUGGAGUAGAAGACUGAUAAGAAGAAACAAUCUCAAGUGUUGGGCUGCUAUGUUUGUCUUAUUGCUACCUCAACCCUAAAAACAAAUGGAUGGCUAGAUGAAUGGAAGUAAGCCAUUAAAACACAAAGAGACACAUAGCAGUAACUUGGCGAGACUGUUGAAGCUAACUGUUGAAGCUUAGACUACUGAAACAAAUUUAAGCCUUUAUUGCGAAAAACAUAAAUGGAAAGCACACAGAGCACUUUCUGUCUCACUCCUGAACAGUAUUGUCACACUGAUGCUGCGUAAAGUGUGAUAUUUUAAUUCACAGAAGCUGCUCUAUAUACUGCUUAAUGGACAAUCAUAGUGUUGAAAAAGUAUGUACCUCUGCAUUACAUGUAGACUGAAUAUGUUAAUACUUGUUCCUGUCUGUUAAUGGAAUACCUUGAUAUUAUAUUGUUAUUUUAUAAAUGCCAGAACGUUUCCAAACUACAGGUAAAGCCUUCAACGUUUGUUGCAGGCAUAACAAUUCCUACACUUUUUUUUUUAUUCACAUUUAUGAUUUUGGUUACAUAACAAGCUAGUGUGCAGUUAGAAGUGCCCUUUUAUGAUGAUUUGAUGACUCUUGCCUGUGCUGAAGAUGACAAAAAUUCUGAAAGAAAGAAACACUUUAAGAAAUUAAAUCAGCAGCUGUGACAAUGUAUUUUUGGCACUAUGGUUAAGUCUGCGGAUAGAUUUGUUAUCCACAUUCCUUUAUUCAAAUUACAAACCAAUUGCAGUGCGAAGUGUUUCUCAAUGAAGAAAUGAAGAUUUUGUGUUGCAACUACUGUAAAUAUACACUGUGUAUCAUCUCUCAAAUUUGACCUCAAGUAGUGUUGGGCUUCAGUGUGAUUUGUAUUAGAGGAUGGCAUUUGUUUUGUUUUCUAUUGAAAAAAAGUGUUUUGAAAUAUACAUUCCAAAUACAGGUGACAUAGUUGAAUAGAAAUGCUCUGACGUUAAAGGGGAUCGCUAGCCUGGAUGCCAGCCAAACUUAGCCCCGCCCACAAAAUUCGAGGUCACAUUCUGACUAGAAUCUGAGUAGGACCACGUCAGGCUAGGGGAUUGCAGUUUUUGUUUGUACUUUGUAUUAGAAGCAAAAUUACACUAGCCCACAUUAGUUUAGUGUGCCAUGCUCAUCAUUUGACAGCUGUGAAGGACAAAUAAGAUAAAUACCUCCCAUACUCCCAGGCUUCAGUUUACAUCAGAAUAACAAACAUGAGAGGUAGCAGAGAGUCUGUGGAGGAGUAUUGUGAACAUUGAGCAGUAUUGUAGGAAUUUAUUCUAAAAUGUGACCGAUGACCGGUUUGGCCCUAAAAGGCCAGACUUAAUCUGACUCCAAUUCUAUGGUCACUGAAUAGUGUUCGUUUACUGGUAGAUCAGAGAAAUAGACUCAAGAUUCAAAAUAAGACUCCAGAUUUGUCCAGUUAAAGUUAAUAACAAGCUUUAGUGAAUGAUAUUGCAAAAUAUAAUAAAUUUGUGCACAAGGAUCAGAUUACUUCAAGACAAAAUAGUCUAUCGCUAAAACCUAGCAAACAGAGUUUCCCCCAGCAUGUGAUGCCGGCUAACCCAGAACCCUCACUCUUUAUCCAUUCUCUCUGCUUCAUCUGUGGUGCUGUUAUCAGUUGGACGGCUAACGAUAUGUAACACAUUGUAUGAAAACAUGACCCUGAGUUCUCUCAUUCUCAGCUCAACAGAGACAAGUCGCUAUUGUUGGGUCCGAACACUUGUAUGUUUUUAAUCUCCUACAAACUAAGGAGUUUCCUGAGAGCCAGGUCAUUUUCAUACUCUGUGCCACAAAUCACACUCUUGCAAAACACUGACCAUUGUUGCCUCAUUCCCCCCCCUGAUCAGAGAAGACCUUUUUUUCUCAGUCAAUAAUCUCAUAACCCUGGGAAAAAAGGCAACAAGGUCAGCAUCAUGAAACCUACAAACCUGUUACUCUUACUCUCCCAAAUAUAUUCUAACAAUAUGCAAGACAAUGUUUAACAUACUCCCUUCCACACUUUAACAUAUUGGCAGUGUCACAAACUGAGUGCAGUAUACAAAGUUUAAUAAGCUAUACAGACCUAUGCCAGUCCUAAUUGAACAGCAUAGUAUGUCCUUUUUUCAGUAGAACUCCAUCAUUCUUGAAUAUUAGACUUGGUGUAAAUGCCCAGAGCAGCCUUAAGUUUCACUAAUAAGAGCUUUAUUUCUUUAAUUGUGGAGGUUUACAUGAUCUGAAACUGUUUCAGAAACCUGUAAUGCUGCAUAUUGAAUAGUAGAGAGGACCGCUUCUAUGCAAGGCCGACAGCUGAUCUUUGCAAAUUUGCAACCAUGACCAAGUGAACCUUAAAGAAAAGCACAGGGGCUUCUCAGUUCACUUUCCUCCUUAAAGGAUUGUUCAAGCCAGAGUGAAAACAGCACAAGCGUGAAAGGUCUCUAUCAUUGUUGCGACCUUGAGGAUUUACUUUGCUUAUGGGAAAUACAAACAAUUUGUUUUUAUGGACCUUGUAUCCUGGCAGCUUUGCCAUUGCUUUGCCUGUCAUGUCAGAAAAGUGUCUUCUAUGGUGUGAUUGCUUUCACUGAGGACUUAAGGCCUCAAGAUUUACACAGCCUGAUUCACAAGCACUGGAAAAGGGAUCAAUCUGUGGAUUUUGGCAUGAUAUAUUGAAGGGAAAGUGUUGAGAGAACUAAUGCAAAAUGAUAGAAAUAAGCACUAAUAUCCCUGUAAAUAAUGCAGAGAUUCUGCUUGUGUGUGACAUGGGCUGUGUGCCAUUGUGUUCGUUGGGAAUUGUACUAGGUCUGUUUUUUAAAAAGCACCUGUUGACAAGAGGUUAGGGUAUAUAAUAUUGUUAGUUUUUUUUAGCUAUAUAUUUUGCUAGUAUUAUGUUUUCCAAGCAAUAUGAGGUACUUAUUCUUUGUUAAUCAAAAUAGAACAGUCAUGGGAUCUGUAGACACGUUAAAACGUUAUUUUUCACUUUUCUAUCAGAGGACCAGUAAACAGGCAGGUUAACCAAAUCCUCUUGUUUUAUAUAAAGCUUUGAUUUCUUUUACAUUAACUUAUUUUUAGUUCAAUGAGUAAUUUCACUUUAGCUGGUAUAAAUGUUUCAGAGAUGUUUCCAUCUUACAAAGAAGCUUUUCUUGGGGAAUAACUAAAUUUUUAGUGCCAAACUACUGCAGAAGAAGUGAGGCCUGUUCCAAGAAACAAGAGUUUCUUGGAACAGGCCCCUUGCUGAUUGAAAUUGUUUUGAUUUUAUACAAAUGUUAAGAAUUUAAGAAUUAUAUAUUUUAUGUUUUGGUUUGAAAGUCAAUCACUGGCGUGAUUUUGGUUCUUUUUUGCUGCUGCUGGCAGACUUGUACAAUGUAAACAAGGUAUUUUUGUACCAGUUAUUUGAAAAAAUGCAAUGAUUACACCUUCA